This is a messenger RNA of Podospora pseudocomata, 1857 nucleotides long. RefSeq lists its product as uncharacterized. The coding region runs from base 1 to 1857 and encodes 618 amino acids. Lineage: Eukaryota; Fungi; Ascomycota; Sordariomycetes; Sordariales; Podosporaceae. The transcript has a single exon. The record is from RefSeq and is a predicted model, not a curated record.
AUGCCUCGCCCCAAGCGCGAUCGCGCAACAACGCGCACCCGCCCAAUGGCCACGGCUGCGACGGGGAACUCCUCCUCGCCACCGCCUAUUCCUGUGUUGCCCAAGCCCGCGCAGGCCGAGCGAGCCGGGACUGAACUCCCAAGCGACAUCUACGACGUGAGCGACGCCGAAAAAGAGCGGCGGAAACUCCGCGCCUCGGCCAAAAAGACCACCGCCGCCGAACAACAGCACACCCUCGAGCUUGAACCAGACCAAGUCCGCGCGUUGGACAGCUCGAGAAAACAACGCGAUGAUGCCUUAGCCAGGUUGCGGGAUGUGACCUCUGCGUCUACUGACGGGUCAGAGUUGGAUGUGACGCUGGGGAGUCUGGGUGAUGAUAGUAGUUUGGGGCUGGGGGAUGAGUCGACUGAGGUUGAGGGAGUGUCAAGGGCGACGGAUACUUCGACUUUUAACAUUGCGGGGUUUAAGAGGAGGCCGAGGCAGAGUAGUGUUCAGGGCAGGGGGGAGAGCGGGUUGAUUAGGCCGAGUAGUAGGGGCCAGGGGACGCCGAGUAUUAGUACGACCAUUAGCUUUGGGAGGUUCAAGAGAAGACAGAGGGAGCCAAGUAUACUUGGGACGGGGAGGAAGGAGAGGAGGGUCAGGAGUGUUUCGCGGGGGAGCCAGGCGGGGAGGAAUAGAGACGUGCUUGGGAGGGAGGAUGAGGGGGAGGUUUCGCCUGUUGAUGGGGGGAAGAGGAGGAGUACGAGGGGACGGUCGAGGGGGGUGGAGAGUGUGGAUGAGUCGCCGGUUGCGGCUGGGUCGAGAAAGAGAAAGAGUUUGGAGAGCCAUGAGGAUGGGAGGGAGAAGAGGUUGGCGGUGGAGGGGGGCGAUAUGGAGAUGGGGAUUGGAGAUGAGCCGGAUUUGGACUUUGAUAUUGAUGCUGAGUUGGAACCGAGAGUUGAGUCGCCUGCGAGGGAACAACAAGAUGGGGAUGUUCACCAGUCUAUCGAACUUGACGAGCAGCCGCCGAUUUCCUCGCCUCUGUCUACGCCACCCCGGGAACUUUCCGCCCCACCACAGUUGAGCGAGGACAAUGAUCCGGAUAUGGCCCCUCCAUUGUCGAGCAGCCCAGCCUCUGAGGUUGGUAGCCCGGUCGCAUGGCCUUCACUGGAUGCGCUCGCGCAGAGAAAAUACAACACGCGAACUGUGCCGUCCAAGACCCCAGAGCUGGAAGACGACGGCAUGGGGUCGAGUAUCUCCUCCCCCCCCUCCCUCACACACUCGCCAAACUACCGUGCGAAAUCCAAACCCCCAGUCGUCAAGAAAAAGGCUCCACCACCGCCCAAGAGCUCAGCCGAUCUCGCGUCUCUCCUUCCCCGAAGAAAGACCUCAAGCAAGAAUAAGAACCGCAAGGGCUCCCACAGUGCCGAUCCGUUCGAUAUCGACGACGGGGAAGCCUCAGAGGAGGAGGAAGCUCCGCCGCCCACGAGGAGGGCAGCCAAGAAGCCCCUUUCCAAGACUGCGUCAACAGCCAAUAAGGGCAAGCAAAAAGAGUCUGCUGUGGCUGCUGAUCCCAAGGGGAAGAAGAAGCGCGUUACCAGGACCUAUGGCUCCAAGGCUCACGAACAGGAUAAGGAGAAUGAUGGUGAUGUUGACGGUGACCGAGAAGGCGAUAGUAUCGUUGUCGGUAGCGGCAGCAAUGAGCCAGAGGACGAGGAAGAGGAGGAGCUCCCAGAUGCGGAGACGACGGUGAUGCUGAAGGAGAGAUUGGGUGAGGAGCUGCAGAAGGCGGUGAAGAAGUUUAAGGAAGUGGACCAGUGGGAGCUGUCGUUUGAGGAGGUGGAGGGGAGCAGUAGUCCGAUGAGGGAUGCUCGUUGA